Messenger RNA from Penicillium chermesinum, 711 nucleotides. RefSeq names its product Efflux pump bik6. Bases 1 to 711 code for a protein of 236 amino acids. NCBI's taxonomy places the organism in Eukaryota, Fungi, Ascomycota, Eurotiomycetes, Eurotiales, Aspergillaceae. Gene Ontology annotation, molecular function: transmembrane transporter activity. Gene Ontology annotation, biological process: transmembrane transport. The transcript has 3 exons. The record is from RefSeq and is a predicted model, not a curated record.
AUGGUGUCGGAAAAGGACAUAGAAUCCCCAGCAGGGAAGACGGUUGAUCCGAAACAGAAAGGCGACCUCGUGGAAUUCGAUGGCCCCGACGAUCCAUACAUGCCGCUCAACUGGCCAUUUCGGAAGAAGAUCCUCACUACCAUUUGCUAUGGACUGACCACUUGUUGGAUUACAUUUGCCUCUGCUGUCUAUUCUGCUGGGAUUUCUGCCAUCGGCGAAGACUUCAAUGUCGGCUCGGAGGUCACAGCGACUGGAAUCAGUUUGGUCCUCUUUGGAUUUGCCGCGGGGCCGCUGCUCUGGGCACCAUUAGGUGAAGUCUACGGUCGGAAAUGGACCGUCUUAGUGCCGUAUUUUAUCGCCGGCGUGUUCUCUUUUGGCACGGCGACGGCCAAAGACAUCCAGACCGUCUUGAUCACCCGGUUCUUUACAGGCUUCUUUGGGAGUGCUCCCGUGACCAGCACGGGGGGUCCCACAAUGGCGCCCAUUGUUGGCAGCGCGGUGACAUCGUCUUAUCUGGGGUGGCGCUGGACAGAGUACCUGUCUGGAAUCGUGAUGGUCUCCCAGUUCGUCCUCGAUGCUCUGGUGCUCGAGGAGAGCUAUGCCCCCGCUCUACUCACAUACAAGGCCCGGAGACUACGAUUUGAAACCCAAAAUUGGGCCUUACACUCCAAGGCAAGUUUUCAUCUCGUGGUUCAAAUAUUGCCCAACUAA